Molecule: messenger RNA, 24411 nt
Organism: Pelobates cultripes (western spadefoot toad)
Lineage: Eukaryota; Metazoa; Chordata; Amphibia; Anura; Pelobatidae
Source: the annotation of a GenBank genome assembly
GACUUAGCACUGCAGCUGACAAAACUGACCAGACAAGUCUCAGUGCUUAUCCAGACACCAAUCUUGUUGUUUCCUGCGGAGCAAUCAGAACAGAGGACGCUUUCCCUAGCCAUCUGCAUCCUGCCUGCAGACCAUUUAAAAAACAGGUCAGAGACAGGCAAAUUCAGCUUCUAGCAUUGUGGGACAUUGUGUAUGUAUGCCCCUACAUGCCUGAAACCCACCUGAUAAGAGACACAGCGUGCCAACCAUUAUCCAGUCUGUACAUUGGUUUUGUCUUGGCGAUGACCACAAACUACUAGACUACCCGAAGAUGUUGCCCGGGACUAGGUCAUCUGCAGGGCUGGCUGGAUGGGACCGCUGCAGGUUUGGAGAGAGACUGCAGGCAGCCUUGGCUGGGGUCCAGGAGCUCCAUCUGCUGCGGGAGAAGCAGCAGAGACUGGUGACCGCAGCGUUGGGAAUCAAUGCAGAACCACAACCACUGACGGCGCAGCCCAGCGCUAAACUGCAAAUGGGCUCAUUUCACUGUGAGGAGCAAAGGCUGGAAGCUACACUAAGCAUACUGAAGGAGCAAUUGGUAAGAUUUCUAAACAUAUAUAUAUAUUGCAUUUUUCAUUAUUUAAAAAAAAAAAAAAAUGUUAAUUAUAAGUAUUUUUGUCUUUACUCAUGUUGACAUAUAGAUAGAGAACUAAGAUGUCCCUGCUAGGAAGCUCUAAGUAUCUGUAUAGGUUACAACCGAGGAGGGUACAAAUAGGCAUACAUGAUUUAUAUCAACAUUUAUUUGGAUUAAGUUGUUUUAAAAAAAUCAACAUUUGUCAACGUCAUUGUGAAUUGAAUUCCUUUGCAUUUGAUAUUCAGUACAUUAUUGUUGUUAUGGUUCUUAUUGCUGUUGUGUUCUAUAUGUAAGUAUGUGAUUAAAUACAUCAUUGUCUGAUGGAGCUGCUGGUUUCUGGCAGGUGCUGCAUGGGCACAUUGAAUGGGCAAACAAUAAUUAUUAUUAUUAUUAUUAUUAUUAGCAUUUAUAUAGCGCCAACUUAUUCAGCAACAAUGUACCAUAUGUAACAUGUCUGACCCUAUAGAGUAUCAACACAAUCUGUUCGCUUAGAUAGGCAAAUUACCCGUAUAGUCCAGUAUCGGUAUUGUAUAAAUCACUGGAAAAAGUAAGGUCAUAUGUUAAAUAAGAAUAAGUAUUUCCAGUGACUAGAAACUCUCCCCCCAAUGGAUGCUGAGUGCAUUGAAAUGUUAAUCAGUUUCUCUGUUCUCCAAUUGUUAUACUGUCUCUUGCACUGGCAGGGUUAAAAUUCCAUUGCCGCUAGUUAAAGAGGAUGGUUUAAGAAGAAAUAGAUUGCUCUGUCUUUCCUAGUUCAUGUACUAUCUCGCAAAGGUUAAUUAAUAAACAUAAUUCUUGUAUUUGUCUCUCUGUACCAUUUACUUGUUUUUUUUUUUUUUUUGCAUACAGCUAUUAUUAAUUUUAACAUUUGAUUAACAUGUUUUCUUCUCCCUGAUUCAAAUCAAGUUAUGAUUCUAUUUGAAAUUCGGUUUUCGUACAUCUACUGUGGACCCAAGUCAUUUUAUUGACUUUUAUGGUGUAUAGGAUGAUUGCUUUAAAUUCCACUAGGACAAAAUCUCUACACAAUUAUUAUCAGGGCUCAGAAUUUCCGCUUGCCACUAGCUAGUAAAAAUGUAGUCCUGAUGUGCACAAGUUUGCCUCUGGUGAGCAUGCUAUGGCUUGCAGUAGAGACAAGCUUUUAAGGCCUGGCUAAUAGUGUAGGACUUAAUAUGAUACAGUGACAGUUUAGGCUGCUUAUGGAACCAAAACAACUUAAUUUAGAUUAAGUUGUUUUGGUGCCUGGAGUGUCCCUUUAAGCCCUGAUAUCAUUAUCAUUGAUUUUUUUUUUAUACUUGGCCACAGAGUUACCAGUGCCACCAUGUUCUCCUGGAACCAUAUUACUUGGACAUGCCAAAGGGUAGCAUAUUGCAUUUUCUGUCCUGUAGAGUUUAAAAUUCCCAUGCUGCAUUAUUUCUCUCUGAUUAAUGAAUUGCAGGACUUCUCAUGAACUGCACUUACAUUUGUGAAAGUAAUCUGUAUCCAGUAAAAAUGAUGGAUCUGGAGACUCUACCUGGCUAGAUACAAAUGUUAGUCUUAUGUCUGAAUCCCAAGUUGUAGUCUAUGAGAAAAAUAUGCAAAAAGUAUGGCAUAAUGUUAGAAAACCAAGAAUAUUAACUCAUUAUCAUAUUAUAGUAUCAAUAUUGAAGACACGUUCGAUGCAGCAGGAGAUAAAUGCCUGCCAUAAUCAAGGAAGAAUCCCAAAGGAAUUGUCUUGACUAGUAAUAUAUGAUUUCCCUCUUGCAGCAUUUGAAUACCAGGUAUUUAAUUUCAAACUACUCCACAGUACUUUAGAAAAGCAAGGUGGAUCCGACAGAUCUACAUACAUUAUAUGUUUUAGCAAAGAGACAUUAUAGGACUUCAAGUGACCCCUUAAAAAAACAUUACAAAGAUAAUGUAGUAAACAAUACACACAAAAAAAGAAGGAAAAUAUACUGACUGUUAAAAUUCCUAAAACUGUAAUCUCCUACGCAAGGUAUACACUGGCAAAUACAUACUGAUACAACUUAGGCCCUCUCAAGAGCUGGAUAGAAUAGGUGAGAGAUGUGCAUACAGAAUGAAACAUGGACAGAUCUUGGAUGACAAAGUAGGAAGUAAAACGUACACUUUUGUUGUUAGAGAGACAGGGAGUUGUCUUAAAGCUGCAUUGAUUCUUAUGAGUCACGCUAGUUCAGAUCUGUGCAGUAACUCAGUGGUAGCAUAACUCUAUGCCAACCUUUGCAAUUGGCAUAAGCUGUCAUGGUGCUUUAACUGGCAGUUUCACUUAAGCCAAAAUCCCUCUGUAGGCAAUGACUUUAUAAUUUAGCAGUGAGACAAAUGAUACAUCCCAUGUAGAAUUACUAGAUAUUAGUACUUACUCCAGCUCAAUGACUAGAGAGAUAAAUUAUAUAUUUGAGGGAUACUUUCUACAUAUAUUAUUACUUAUCUCAUCUCCAUUGUAGCCAUUCCUGUGGGUAUUACUGUAACAACCAUAUCUGGUCCUGCCCAUUCCUCUAUGGUUUGAUUUGCCCUGGUUGGGACCACACCAAAGCAGGGCAAACCUCCUCUAUAACUCUGACACGCACCAGUAAGUUAACAAAGUACAGCCAGUGCAAGAAACGCAAUAAGCAAUAAUUAUAGCAACCAUUUCACUUGCCCUGUGGUUGCUAUGCUGGAGAGCAGAAUUGUCUGUAGGAGGGUUGUUCUGCUCUCCCUGUCAGUCAGUUCUUUCUAUAUUAACUCUGUGCUGAACAAUCUAUUGUCAGGUUGGAGAGGGACAUAUUUUUACAUAGAUUUUUUUCCCAAUGUAUAUAAUUUUUAGCUAUUCUUCUUGAAACUUGCCCAAUUUAUAGAUGGGAUUUAAUUUAAAUGUUAUUUUCAAACAAGUGUGCCUAUCACACAGAGACACUUUAAUGUAUAAACUUGAAUCUAAAUCCACCCUUUUGCCUCUAACCUAUUAGGGCUUGUUUAGUACACUUAUUUAAUUUUACCCAUGGUAAAGACAAUGGAUAGCUAAAAUGUAACUCUCGAUGAGUUGUGGAACCACAAUUUCAUGAUGCAUUGUCAGCCAUGGGGAGUGACAGAAUUAUAGAAGCUGCAGUUCCCCAAAUGGAGGCAUUCCCCACCCACAUGGAUUGGAAGACUACACAAAGACAACACUAGAUCAUGUACACAAUGUUGGCUGUAUUUUCGGAAACACUUUUCACAGCUCUCCUCCAUUCUUUACGUCAAUCGGGAUAUUCACACUUUAAUUCCAACUUUGCUAAGUGGGAGUUCUUGUUUGAUUUCCAAGUAUACCAACAUAUGGUAGUGGUACAGUUGUCUAUGUUUUCUUUCACACUUAGGUUCUAUUCUUAAGAUAUGUCCGUGUUUUUGUAAGUGAACUCGGCUUCAGAGACAGUGUUUUCCUAACAGUAAACUGAAUUCUUGAUUCAUAGGGGGUAAAAUAAAUCAGGGUGAUGAUUAACUUAAACACGUUACACUCCAGAUUUACUACGGUUCUUUUUUUUUUAACCCCCUCAAGCAUUUUGAGCAUUAAUUACAAAUAGCCAACAUCAAAGGUCCUUUUAAAUAGGUUAAGACAGAGACACAAAACCCUUUUAUUCUUAGAGGUCUUGCUACUAUGUUGAAUAGAAUUAUUUGACAAAAAGUAGCUUGUGCUAUUUACAUUGUGAAUUUGAAUUCAUAAACGUCCACCAAGAUCAAACUGAGACCAUAAGUAGUUUAAUCUCCUUUUUCUAACUCUGGCAAUUACACACAUCAAUGAUCUCAAGUUAAUUCAAACCCAUUUUCCACCAUGGGUGUUAUAAUUGGUCAUCAGGUAUCAAUCAGACAAAAAGGAAAAAAAAACAACUAAAGGAAGUUGAUUUAUUUUAUGGCGAUAUUAUAUCACUUUGAGUUGCAGAGAGGAAAUUGGAUUUAGCGUCUAGGUUAAAUGAUUAUGUUGGAUCAACAAAAUAAGUUAUCAGUGCUGUGUACAAAAUAGCUGUGUUUUUUAAAAUAUUUUUUUUUAGAUCUUGUUUUAACAGAAGUUGUUUAACAAGAGAUACCUCUUAAAACCCUGACAAUUUCCUUGCUUUCAAUAAGAGUCAUCGAGUAGAACAUUGAUUAAUCAUUUAUGGAGAAUAGCCUAAGAGAUAACAGUAUUAAACUCAGUGACAUGCUAAAGGCACCGUACGCCCACAAAUCAAUAUAUUUUAAUACUAUACUUUAUUUGGACACUCCAAGGUGAGUUAUCACCUUAUCAAAAAUAUGAAUCUUUUUACAAAAUAACUCUCCCAAAAACAUAACUAAAAAUAUAAUACACUCAUUGUACGAUUUGUUUGUGAAUAACCCACAAUAAAUCAUGCUACAUUACAAUUCUGAAUUUCUAUAUUAAACAAAUAUGAAAAAAAAAUGUGCUACUAGUCUAAUUACUAGAUCCACCAUGGUUUCCUCGAUAAAUAUAAUUUCUUCACACUAUCAGGUAGUGGUGGAACUAAUACAGAGACAGCCUUGAUUAAAGGAAUUUUUAGGGCCACACCUAUAUGAUGAGUGUGGCAAAAAGGUAGAUCCUAACUUUCGUAGAGCUCCCACAAUGCUUUUCCAGCUGGGGAUUUCCCAUUUGCCCAGUCUUGCAGGGCUUUAUGUGCAACCACUAUCUGUGUGUUUGAAUGUAAGCAUGUUUUUGUAUGGAGUAGGGUUAUGUGAAUGCAGGUGUAUACUUGUGUGUAGUUUUUGUCUUUGAAUGUGUUUGUAUGCAGUGGUGUAUUUGUAUGUAGUGUUGGCGUUUAGAAUGCACGGUGUGUUUGUGUUUAGUGUUGGCAUUUGCAUGCUUAGAUCUAUGCGUAUGUACACCUACACUGCAAACACACACACGGAUACCCACACAGAGGCACACACAUACAGUUACACACAGUUGCUAGAAACAAAACAAUCAUUCCACUUCCAUUACAUCACCUGUAAGUCUGAAAGCAUGUAAUGGACUAAUUUAUAUUGAGAGUUGCUUAAGAACAAAAGCAAGAUCUUAUUUCGCCAAGAUGUUAACUCAUUAACUGAAAUAGGAAGUCUUCAGCUCAAACAUAUAUAAUCUAGAAUGACUUGUCUUAUGUUACAUUAAUCAAAUACUAUAUAUACAUAACUAUAUGUGAAGUAUAUCAUUAUCUAUCAUAAUGUGAUAAGGAAUAUUUUAGUAUAUCUAGAGUUCAAUUAACUAAGCACCAAUCACUAGCCAAUAGUAUGCAGUUAUCUAAAUUCAGCUUGUUGAAACAUAUUUCAUUUAUUCUUUUGAUUCAAUUAUCCUGAUACAGGACAGGAAAUUGCAUCCACUUUCCAAAGUCAUUCUAAUGGUACCCAAAGCUACUUAAAGAAAAUCUGUCAUCAAAUUUUUACUUUUCACAAACAAACAAGAAGUCCAAAUUUGAUGACAGUUGUCCUUUAACUUUAUAAUGAUGUCUCCAACCCUAGUUUGUUCCUGUAUAUCUUCACAGAAAUACGGAACAUACAUAUUUGGUUGUUUAUUUUUUGUUUUGUGUUUUUUCACAUUUUGUAAGUAACAAAAUAAACAUAUUAAAGGUAGUAAAUGGUCUCAUUCUUUACUUCUUUAUUUAACAGUUUGAAUAUUAACAAUUUGACAAGAAAAUAAGUAAAUGUAGUAUUUCCUCUAUCGAUUCUUAUAUGCCACAUAGUGGAAAACUACAGAUAUUGCUUUAAACCCAUUAUAAUACUAGUGUUAAAGGGACACUAUAGUCUCAAAAAAACUUUAGCUUAAUGAAGCAGUUUUGGUGCAUAGAUCACUACUCAAGUUUCACUACUCAAUUCACAGCCAUUAAGGAGUUAAAUCACUUUUGCUUCUGUUUAUGCAGCCCUAGCCACACAUUCCCUGGCUGUGACUAACACAGUCUACAUGAAAACAAAAUGGUUUCAUUUUCAAUGAGAUGUAACUUUUUAUCCCCAGCUCUAUAAAUUGAACUUCAAUUACAUACAGAAGGCCCCUGCAGGUUAUAUAGCAAGCUAUUAACAGUGCAGGAGAUAAGAAAUUCUAAUGAAACAGAAUUUGCAAUUAAGGAAGAGCAAACUUUAAAUAACUCUUUACAGAGAGUUUUUAGGAAGGCUGUGUAAGUCACAUGGAAGGAGGUGUGACUAGGGCUCUAUAAACAAAGUGAUUCAACUACUAAAAGGCAGAGAAUUGAGCAAUGAUACUGUAGGGGCAUGAUCUACACAUCAAAACUGCCUCAUUAAGCUAAAUUUAUUUUGGUGACUAUGGUGUCCCUUUAAUCCUAGCAGCGUGUCUUUGCUACUUUACAGGCAAAUGGUAUAUUUAUUUAAAGAGGAAUUGUAAUUUCAUGUUGGUUUGUACAGCCUCAUAGCUAAUUUAAAGCUAUGGGUUGUGGUAUUUAAGAGAAAACAUUUUUUCUCAAUUAACUCCUAUGCUAAACUGUGGGUGCACAGAGAUUGAAUUCAAUUUCACUUAAAGUGACUAACACUUCAGCCUCCCCCCUCCUCCAUUUAAACCCUGCAGCUGAAAACAUUCAAGAAGGCCCUACUCAAAUGAGCUUAAAAUCUAUGGGAACAUCAAAUGAAUGCCCAUUUAGCAUUCUGUAGAAUGAUACCAGACACACGCCAAGAGCAUCAGGAAUAUGGAGGAGCUACAUUCAGAAAUGCUGAUAUAUAUACUUACUAUGCACUCAUCAACUCUUUAUGACCUUUUACUUGGGCAAGGGAACGGAAACUGUAACUUCUUAAAAAGUAAUUUAGUAAUUAACCUACCAAAGGUGAAUGGAUUGAGAAUAAGGAAUUCAUUAUAUACUUAACCGCAGUUUUCUUUUCCUAAUCAAUUGCCAUGGUAGCAUUAAAGUGGCUCUCGCAGGGUUUCCUUUUAAAUAAUCCUUUUUGUCCCUUCUUUUUCUCCUUGCUUUAAUUAAUUUAUUUUAUUUUUCAUUCACAUUAGUUGUUUAGCUAUAUUUUAGGUAUACAUAAGAUAAAAUAGGAUCUCUGUUUUCCUGUUUCGAGAAUGAUCUUUGGCAAUAUGCAGACAGGGUCAGAUUUCCCAUAAAGCCACCACAGCCAUGGUUUACCCAGCCCAGUGGCCAGUCAUCUUUGCUCAACAAGGUCAGUGUUUGUCUGCAAGGGUCAGUGAGUUUUUGCGUGUCUCCAUAGGUCAGAGAGUGUUUGAGUCUUCACAAAGGCCAAAAUUUUCAUUAAUAAAUCUAUACUAAAUGUAAAUAUAUUAAUAUAUAAUAAUAUAUAUAUAUAUAUAUAUAUAUAUAUAUAUAUAUAUCGUAAGCAGAAUAUAAAAUUACUAUAACACAAAUUCAUUAAUAUACAUGUGUAAAUGAAUGGACUGCAGGGGGCGUACUGAGGAAACUGGCCUUUCAGCAAAUAGGCCAUGUAUACGGAGAUUAAGCAAAGUUCCAUUUCAGUUGCCAAACAAAUUUACCUAACCCAGAGCAAGCAAACUGACAAUGUAAAAAUAUGGAGUUCCAGCAUAAGAACCAAAAGUUAAGAAAAAUAAAGACAAGUAGCAGGAAGGGGAGUAGAUAUACGAUUCAAAAGGAAAGGAAAAGUUAAAAAAAAAAUUGUCUGAUUAUUGGUGAAAUGUGUCUCUGAGGAAUGUGCUGUCAAAUAUCAUCAGACUUUUAUUUUGUUUUUGCAUUUGUUUAAUUGUUUUUAUAAAUAAUGCCAUAUUUUAUCUGCAAACUGUGGUCCUUGGCUGCCUCUUGGGUGGAAGAUCUUGUGUUUACAUCAGUCUAAUAACACAUAAGCUCAUUACUUCAGAGCUAAAUGUUAAGGCUCUUUACAGAGUAAGUGCACCUAAUUAUUAUAGUUGGGUGUUGGUAAACAUACUGUGCUGCACUACUUUUUUUUUCUUUCUACGUAUGCUUUAUUUUUGAGAGUGAUGUCAUAUGGUCAAAGGGCAGAGAUGUCACCCUAUAUUGACGCCAUUACCUAUACUCCUGUAGUACAGAUUUCUAGGGUUAUAAACAAGGUGUGCAGGAUAAAUUAUUUCUGGAUUAUAAUCCACUACCAUUCUGAGGAUACAAAUUCAGAUUUGUCCCUGUUUUAUAUCCUCUCUUUAUGUUGGAUAUUACAUUUUCAUAAAAUGGGGUGCUACCUGAGAAAGGCACAUGAGCCCAAAGGAUUAGAGCCAGUCGCAAGGAUCUAAAAUGUGAGUGGUUACUUUUUAGGAUUAAGCAAAUUAAAAUAUUUUAAGUGCAAUACAGUUUUACACAAUUUUGUAUUAUGUGUAUUUUGUUUUCAGAUACUGUAUGUAUUUUUUUCAUAUUUUGAUGUAACCUUGUAUGCAUGACUAAACAGUAAGUUCAUACUCUCACAUUUUGCUUUUGUUACUAUUUCGAUAAGUUGGGACUACCUGAUGUUUAACAUUACUCAGGGAGUCAUGAGUUGACUAUAAGUAUCUUUUGCAAACCACCAUUACCACCAACAAAUGAUGAAAUAAACAUUGCAGAGUGUGUGCUGUGUUGAAUAUUCUUGGAAUGUCUUUCACUAUAAAUAAUGACAAAGUAGUAAAAUGUGAUGUCCUUGUAGCUGCUGGCCACUAGUGAAUUAAAUUAAUAUUUUUGUAUCAUAUUUUAAGUAUCUUAACUGAUCUGUGUGCUAGCUAAUAUUAGUAAUAUUUAGUAAAGCAUUAGAUUACACAAUCUAAUAAGCAGGGCUCCUUUUCCGUUGGUCAUAGAUGUGCAUUUAUUUAUCAUUAAUUUACCAACAUACCAAGUUGAUGCUAUACAACUAUAUUUUGUGGUUAGCUUGUUUUUAUAUACAAAUAAAAGAGUGUUAUGUUAGUCUUACUUGAGUAGACUUCUUUUUAAAGCUUUUGUGGCAUGCAAGCAGGUCACAUUACGUGAUUAUUACAUGAUUAUUCACCAAACUACACACUAUAAUGGAUAUGAAUAUAUUUAUUAAUAUAGUGAAUAUGAAUUACAUGAUUAUUCACCAAACUACACACUAUAAUGGAUAUGAAUAUAUUUAUUAUUAAUAUAGUGAAUAUGAAUAUAUGACAGUAAAUUGGAAUCCAAAUGAGAAUAUUACAGUGAAAUAGAGAAUUUGGAAAAAUUCUUCAGCUCAACUAUAGUCAUAGUUUGGCAUAUUUAGUCUGAAUUAUUCUUUUAAGAUUUCCAUCUGCUGCAAGAGUUUAGUAAAUAAACCUGUUAGACUUAAUGUUAACACACAUAAUUAACCUGGCUUGACAGUGCCUUGUGAUAUAUCUCCUGAGUUAGGAUUUCUUAGGUAGCCAUGGAGAAGCAGUUUGGAGAUAGUGUAUGUUAACUGGGAAUUAAAUAAUCUUAGAGAGGUCUUUGCUAACCAAAGGUGAAAUUGCACCUCUCAGCUAAUGUAACUGCAAUAAAAUUGUUGCUGAGUUUGUUGUAAACUUGCUGAGUGCUACUAAACUCAGGAGCAUAAUUUACCCAAUAACAACAUUCUAUCUUAGUAUUUUUUUUCUAGAAAUGUCUUGUAUUUAUACUCUAAUGUUCCAUAGGUUAAAACAUUAUACAACUGCAGAUUUAUUCUCUAAGAAGUGGAGUUGAUUUGACACCGAUUCCAGCCAAAAUAUGAGUUAGAAAAUAAUUUUUCUCAAAUGUGCUAAUCACAAAAUACCUGGUUUAUCUAAUUUGUAAAAUGACGAAUUAAAAUUUAUGUUGUCAGUAGAAACAUUUUUGAUUUCUCCAACUUGAUGUCUUUAUGGUUACUAUGAAUUUUUAUAGACUCUUACUUGAUGGAUUUAUGAAUUUUCUCUACACAGUAACAUUUACAACUAUUGCUUAGUUAUAUGUGUCAUGUACAUAUUAUUAUUAUCUGAACAAACAUGUGGAUGGAAAGUUUGACAUUUUAGAUAAGUCUAUAAAAGUAGAGGUUAUGGAACCUGUGCUGUAUUUUGUUUGCAGAUUUUUUUUCAAGUAGGGACAUGAAGAAUAUUUAAAAGUAACUGCUAUUGGGUUGGUUUCACAUACUGACGUCUCUCCUAGGUACAAAUGCCAUAAGUGUUCCCCCAUGGCACAGCAUUCUUGAGAGGUCCAAGUCUAGUAGGGGUUAUUUUCAAAAGUGAGAAUUGUUGAAAAUACAAAGUGCAUUCUAAGUGAAUUUUAAAUUGAAGGUCAACGCAGCCAAACUGGGAGAAUUCUCCAGUUUAAUAAUGCUUCCAGUUUAGCUACUUUGACUCUAAAUUUGAAAUUCACUUUGAAUUCUGAUCAAUACUCACUUUAGUAAAUAACACUGUAAGUUUUUCAUAGUUAUAGGAGUUUUCAUGUACGAUACAAAAAUUAUUGUAUUAUUAUUAUUAUUACUGGAUAUUAUCUAAGAAGAAAGUGUUCUCUUUCCACCCCCCACCCUCCCCUGCUGAUGCACAUAUAUCCAAGAUGUACUAUUUUUAAAGCUGUUUGCUGAAUAUCAAACUUGAAAAUAAUGUUAUUUAUGGGGUGGAAAGAUUUAUCAUUUCUUUAUGCAAGUUGUAUGUUACAUUCUAUUUAUUUAAAGACUUUCUGUGAGGACCAUUGCACUCUUCAUUCCUUGCUAUUUUCUAAGCAGCUUAUCACUUGUAGAGAAAAAGAAAAGAACGCUUACUACUUUUAUUAAAAAAAAAAAAAGCAGCAAUACCAUUUAGAAUUUGACUUGUUUUCUAUGAAUUAGAAAAAUAAAGUAUAUUCAAAGUACAUCUAUUUACCUCCUUUUUGUUUAAAACACUUAUUUGCUAUUUUUAUUGUUUUUUUUAAAUUUGUUUUAUCUUCUAUUAAGUCAUUCUAUGCUAUCGUAGAAGUACAUAUGUUUAAACAUUUUAAAACCACUAUUUAAAACCAAUAAUAAAGAAUAAUUUUAAAUAUGAAUUGUGUACAUGGCAGUAACAAGUAGAGAUAUUUCAAAGUUUUGCUCUAGAACCUAGAGAUGAACCCAUGUUUAAGGAGAUAAACCACCAAUAUUCAUAUUACCUCUCCUCAUGUAUGCUAUAGAUGUUUUCAAUACUUUACUCUCCGUUAGUUUGUAAGAAAUAAAUGGUUUGACAAUAUUGAUUAAUCUUGUUUUAUGCUAAAAAUAAUUUCUAUCUCUUAUUUAAUAGUCUCGUUUGAGAAGGCAAGAUGUUGGUUUGAAAAGUCACUUGGAUCAGCUCGAUCAGCAAAUCAGUGAACUGAAACUGGAUGCAAGCAAAGCAUCAAACGAACAUUUGGAUAGUGACAGUCGACCUAGCUCAGGUAAUACAUUUUACCAUUUAUAUGAUUUUAUUAUUAAAAUAGUGCCGAAUUCUAAAUUAUAUCUGCAUCUGUUAAAUGCAUAAUAAAACUGGCAAACCUUAAGAGCCAAUAAUUUAGAGCUACAUGGCUACAAGGGUCAUACAUAAAUGAAAAGAAAACUAAAAUAAUAAAUUAGAGUCUCAAGGGAAAGAGGCUCAAAUCUGGUUUUAAAACAAAGUCAAGGACAAUAAUGAUUACAAAUAUAUACUAUAAGCAAAUUGGUAAAUCAGCACGGAAUAGUAGUAAUGGGGGGGAGGGUGGGGUGACCUAAACUAAUCACAUAUAUCCGUUCCAAAGAGGUGCAAAAAUUAAUAAACACUUUAUUAUGUUAAAAAAAGGCAUUAUAGAUGGAACAUAUUCAGUGAAGCAAAAAAGGACAAUGACAGUAUUAUGUAGAGGGAUCAAGGAUAGACCAUGAGGCAGUUAAACAAAGUAAAAGUUAUCCACACCAAUAAAGAAAUUGGCUGGUAAAAGAAAGUCUGCUAAAUGGUGAUAGUACACAUAUCCAAGUCUAUGAAAGAGGUAAUGGACACAUAGUUGGAGGACACUGUAAAGGGUAGAGGGAGGCUCCAGACAAAUACUGCAGUGCUAAAAUCCCUGUCAACUCCUAAAUAAAACACAUUCAAGAGUGUACUAUGCUGUCCUUAUGAGGCUCCAAAACCCACUUGGCAAAAUGAAAGAAGUAAGCUGUCUGCUCUUGAAUCGGACACCUUGAGAAAUCUUGUAUACUGAUCUUGUAUACUAAAACAGGCUCCAAAAAUAAUAAAGUGAAGCUAUACAACCCUGUCAGCUCCUGAGACAAACACCUUCAAGGGUGUUCUAUACUGUCCCUAAUAAAUGGAGAAACUUCUCUCAAAACAUCCCCCAAAGCUAAAUAAACUCCGGCCUGAAAGAGUAGAAAAUUAAGGAGUGCUAAACACCUAGUGCUACCAUAAGUAUUAAUUUUGGCACCUCUUUGGAAUGGAUAUAUGUGAUCAAUUAGGUUAGGUCACCCCCCACCCACCAUUACUACUACUCCGUGCUGAUUUCCCAAUUUGCUUAUAGUAUAUAUUUGUAAUCAUUAUUAUCCUUGACUUUGUUUUAAAACCAGAUUUGAGCCUCUUUCCCUUGAGACUCUAAUUUAUUAUUUUCGUUUUCUUUUCAAUAUUUGGGGUACAAGCCCCUCAUGGUGGAUCUGGAACCACCAUACUGACCUCUGUGCAUUCGAUUCCCACAUUGUGUGAGAUCGAAACACACAGUCUUUCUCUUUCCGCAUACUCAUACAUAAAUGAACCUUAUACAUAAAUGAUAAAAUAAAAAAGUUGCAGGAGACCAAUGAAGCAGUGUUAUGGUGUGGACAAAAAGCUAGAUAACUGGUUAUCCACAUUCUUUUGAAUUGUAUACCUUAUCUUACAACAUACACAAUGUGUAGCAUAAUACAAACUAGGUUUCAAUAUUUCGUUGGUCCUAAAGUGUAGCUGUGUUCCCUCAUGUAUUAAAUUCCAAAUGUAAGUUCAUUUUGAACCUGGCUUUAGGUAAACCCUGCCUUUGGUCUGAAAAGUCAGUGUUUACGUUGGAAAGCGUGCAGGGACAGUAUAUAGACUACAGAACAGCUACAUUAAGCUGUAGUGGUUCUGGUUAUUAUAGUGUCCCUUUAAGAAUUGUAUUUUUGACAUUUAAAAAUCUGUCUCCUAACUUUUUUAGUUGGCUCCUAGAUUUCAAGCAAAUUUGUCAAGCCCUGCCUUAGAAUUCAAGAAAGAUCCAAACAGACUCAAGAAAAAUGCAAACGAUUUAGUGCUGUGACUAUUAAAUAACUUAAGCAUGUAAAUGCAAGUAGAUUUUAUAGAUAUCAAAUUGAUCAACAGUCCAAGCUUUUGAAGAUUACGGCACUAAACAAUUGGUGACUUGGUUUUCAUUAUUAUCCUCAUACUUUUGGAUUGAUGCCUAUUGUAGAAGCAUACAGCCUCAUUGCAAAUUUUUAAAGAUGUUGCGUGCAUUAGUCUUAUCUUUUGAUGCUGUAUUAUUUUUAAUUACAUUUUGUUUGGCCAGACAAAGUGCUCAGUUUUCCAUUUGCUUUAAUGUACCAAUGGCUUUAGGCCCAUUUGUUAACAAAAUAUGUUGAAGGAUUAAGGGCUUGGGUGUUUAUACGCGAAAUAAAGGUGAUUAAUAUUUUAUUAGGUUGUGCUUCAACCUUUUGUGUGAUGCAAAAAACAAAGUAUGGGGCGUUGGUUGAAUUUGACAGUUACCAAAUCACACAAAAUGCAACUUUCUUCUCAACAUGAAUGUUAAUUGUACAAUGUUAGGCAGCUUUUGUAAGUUAGAUUUCUCUUUAUUUACAUCUUUUUAACAAUAACAGUAUUUGUAAUUGGUAUUAUUGUGUUAUAUGUAUCAAAGGCAGGAUGUAUGUAUUAUAAGUGGAAUUUAGCUUAAAUAAUCUCCACACAAGGAAACAAUGAACUGACGUAAAUGUUUAGCAUUUAAGAGACGAAUAUUUAUAAAAUAUUUAAUCCUCUAUGGAUAUAGUCUUUAAUGACUUUUUAAACAUGCAUUUAAUUUUAAUUCCUUCUAUAAUAGUCCUUUUAUAUUUUAAGUUGAUACCAAGCCUAAUGCAGAGAAGAGCUAAAUCCAAUGUUUCUAAAUGUACUUAAAAUAAAAGUGCCAAUAAGAUUUACUCCAAGGUAAUGUUUUCGUAUUUGGAAAUUCAGAUAAAUAGAUGGGAAAAUUUAAAUCAGAAUAUAUACAGGGUUCAAUAUUUUCACUCUCCCUAGCAUAUGGUGAGUAAAAAUGUAGUCCUGGUAAGUAGAAAUUCACACCUGGUGAAUUCAGCUUGACUGAUGCUGUAGUGUGUGUGUGUGUGUGUGUGUGUGUAUAUAUAUAUAUAUAUAUAUAUAUAUAUAUAUAUAUAUAUAUAUUUUUUUUUAUUGUUUACUUUUUUUUAAUAAAAUACUGCCACUGUUCCACACACUGUAAACUGGACACAUACAAACAGUCCAGGAUUCAGUGAUUUCCCAAUUCAUGUUCUAUGAGUUUACUGAGGGAACCUGUACCGUCAGUAUUUCUUGGGGUGGAAAGCACUUAACUAAAGAUCAAACAAGCAAUAUAAAUAAAUAGGUAUACAAAAUUUAGCAUCAGGUCGUCAACAUGCUAUAUGUUAUAUAAUACAAUUAUGACACAUCAAGCAUGUUGGAGGUAUUUUAUAGCAAUGGUUAAUGAGCAUCUGAUACAUGCACAACAUACCUUCCAUCUUUUCAUGGACUUGGUGCAAAGGAUGAUCAGCCAUAAUAGAGAUAAAAUCUUACUCCAUCUUAUAAUUUUUCAAUAUUAUUAAGUUCUUUACUUUGAGAAUAGCGGCAAAUGUUACCUUUGACAUGUAGACAUUACUAUCACACUUUUCCUAAUAAUAUUAAACAAUGUUUAGAAGAAAGUGUCUCUAGCACAGACUAAUAGCACUGAAAGAGUGUUCUAGUACUAAGAAAACAUCUGUAGUAAUUUGUGCAAAUACAGGGGCAACAUAUUCUAGAACAGAGGUAGGUAACCUUUGGCACUCCAGUUGUUGUGAACUACAUCUUACCUGAUGCUUUGCCAGCGUUUUAGCUGGAAGAGCAUUGGGAGAUAUGUAGUUCACAACAUCUGAAAUGUUGAGGUUUGCCUAACCCUGUUUUAGAAUAUGUAAUAUACAGAAAUCACAAGAAGUAAAACAUGUUUUGGAUGGGAGGAUCUGCGCUGAAAUGUAUGUCAGCAUUUAAUAAAACACCAAUAUAUUCUGCAACAAUUUAUGCAUUAAACGCCAACAUAUUCUGCAACAAUUUAUCAUAUAACGCGAUGCUGCUUGGUGGUGUUUCUGUAUUGUGUAAAAAAAAAUUAAAAGUGAAAUGAUUGCAGUCACAAUGAGGGGAUCUCAAUUUAAAGUUCAGGUUAUUUUCUGACAAUCAAACUUUUAUUUUUACACUGUGUUAUUUGACACUGAGGAGUUUAUCUGGGCUAUUUACUAAAGUGAGAGUUGCAGGGAAUUCAAAGUGACUUUAAAAUUUAAAAUCAAACUAGUUAUGCUAUCUUUUUAAAUUUUUUGGCCUUUAAUUUGAAAUUCACUUUGAAUCCCUGGCAAUUCUCACUUUAGAUAUAUAUUUUUUUUAAUAAUGAUAAAUACACUUCCAUUUUGUGUCCAUGGACAAAAUAAUUGUAUUUUAUUUUGCUCUUUUUUUUUAGGUUUCUAUGAGCUCAGUGAUGGCGGCUCUUGCUCAUUGUCGAAUUCUUGCACCUCGGUGUAUAGCGAAUGCAUGUCUUCAUCUCGCAGCAGCCUGAAGCCUUGUUCCCAGGAGCUCAGGAACCGUUUAAGUGUGUUUGACUACAGGCCAAGAUCAGCAGAUGAGACCAUUGUGCAUGUCUCAUCUCCCACUAGUAAUUUCCAACAGUUUGGAGACUACUCCAAGGAAGUCAACCAGAUGAAAAUAAACUUUGAUAUUGCAGUCAAUGCACCAAGGCAAAGAACAAGACCCGUCUCAACAGGUGAGAAUAUUCAUAUAUAAUUUAAUUACUAUAUUUACUCCAGGAGUGUCCAGUAGGGCACUUCAGAAUUCAGAUUUUGUUUUGACCAUCAUACUUUUUUAAUCAUUAUCAAUACAAGUGCUUGAAGCUUAUAUUUCUUUCAAAUAUAAUGAGAUCAAUAAUAUAUAUGCCAAUGGAUUGGUUGAAUUAAUGGCAGACAUGAGUGUAGAUUAUUAAUUCACUAUUAAAUCAACUGCAUAUGAGUGUAGAUCAUUAAAGGACCACUAUAGUGCCAGGAAAACAUACUAUAGUUCCCUGAGGGUGCCCCCACCCGGCUCUGGAAAGAGGAAAGGGGUUAAAACUUACCUUUUUCCAGCGCUGGGCGGAGAGCUCUCCUCCUCCGAUCCUCCUCUUCUCCUCCCCGUCGGCUGAAUGCGCACGCGCGGCAAGAGCUGCGCGCGCAUUCAGCCGGUCACAUAGGAAAGCAUUCAUAAUGCUUUCCUAUGGACGCUUGCGUGCUCUCACUGUGAAAAUCACAGUGAGAAGCACGCAAGCGCCUCUAGUGGCUGUCAAUGAAACAGCCACUAGAGGAUUAGGGGGAAGGCUUAACCCAUUCAUAAACAUAGCAGUUUCUCUGAAACUGCUAUGUUUAUGAAAAAAUGGGUUAACCCUAGCUGGACCUGGCACCCAGACCACUUCAUUAAGCUGAAGUGGUCUGGGUGCCUAGAGUGGUCCUUUAAUUCACUAUUAAAUUCUCAGUACCGUAGCCACUUCACCAUACCGAAGUGGUUAAGGUGCAAAUACUGUAUUCCUGCAGCCUUUUAAAAUGUUCAGCCAUUACAUAGAUACAUUGUUUUAUCAUAUUGUUUUCUGUGUGUAUGGCUGCCUCUAUGGGCUAUGGCUUAGCUAGUUGGAAAUUGCUCUUCCUGGCUGGCAUUAUCUGUUAUUUUUGCAUUUGGUGUCAGAAAACACAGGAUUCUAAGCACCCCAGAUGCCUUUGAUAAGCUUUACAGGGCUAGUUUACACACACAGUGCCACCAGACAAUUGUCAGGCAAUUAAUCUUUCUAAGAUGAAAACACAUUCAUAAAUGUCAAAAAAAAAUUUUAACCCAUUAACUGUCCAGCAUUAAAGGAACACUAUAGUCACCUAAAUUACUUUAGCUAAAUAAAGCAGUUUUAGUGUAUAGAUCAUUCCCCUUCAAUUUCACUGCUCAAUGCACUGUCAUUUAGGAGUUAAAUCACUUUGUUUCUUUUUAUGCAGCCCUAGCCACACCUCCCCUAGCCAUGAUUGACAGAGCCUGCAUGAAAAAAAAACUGGUUUCACUUUCAAACAGAUGUAAUUUACCUUAACCCCUUAAGGACACAUGACGGAACUAUUCCGUCAUGAUUCCCUUUUAUUUCGGAAGUUGUGUCCUUAAGGGGUUAAAUAAUUGUAUCUCAGUCUCUAAAUUGAACUUUAAUCACAUACAGGAGACUCUUGCAGGGUCUAGCAAGCUAUUAACAAAGCAGGGGAUAAGAAAAUCUUAAUUAAAUAGAACUUGCAAUAAAGAAAGCCUAAAUAGGGCUCUCUUUACAGGAAGUGUUUAUGGAAGGCUGUGCAAGUCACAUGCAGGGAGGUGUGACUAGGGUUCAUAAACACAGGGAUUUAACUCCUAAAUGGCAGAGGAUUGAGCAGUGAGGCUGCAGGGGCAUGUUCUACACACCAAAACUGCUUCAUUAAGCUAAAGUUGUUCAGGUGACUAUAGUGUCCCUUUAAUCCUAACCCUACACUAACCUUAGCCUAACCCUAAAGCUAUCCCUACCCCAACACUAAGGGUAACGGCUAAAUCUAACCCCACCACUAAACCAAGCCCCAACAAUAAGGUGACCCAUUGCUAAUAUCUAUUCUGAUAUUAGAAAUGGAUUGUACUGUAUUUAACACAGUAGAUACUGGUAUGUUGCCACUACCUACUGGCAAUUUUUUGAAUUACACUUAGUGUAAUUCUGAAUGAGCCUAACUCUCAACCGACUAUACAGAGAUCAGUGUUUGGAACCUGGCUAAGCCCAGCACUGGCUAUACCUAUUUAAAGAGCUGCUUCCAGCGCAGCAAGCAGUUCAUGAAAAAAAUGGCCACAGGAGACAGAGGAGAGCCCAGGGUAUCCAUUGAUACCUGUGCUUCCCUAGUGUGAGCAAGGAUCUAACCCUGCACAUAACAUAUAAGCAAGAUGUUCUAUGCUGCCCUAGAUUCUUUAAAGCACCUAUAUGUAGGAUGGCAUAGAACGCCGUGACAGUGUUAAUGGGUAAAUCUCAAUGAAAACACCCAUGUCUUGAAAUUUUUCCUCACUUCUUCUCUUUGAGAAGCAUUUUACUGGACAAUUCAAAGAAUUAAGUGCUGGGUAAAGAUGCAAAUCUAGCUUUUUAGUGCUUUGGAAAUAUUUGAGCACAUUUUAGUAAAUGCAUAUUUUUUUGGCUACAAUUACUUAUAUAUGCAUAACAAAUGUGCAUUUUUGGACCCUGAGGUUACCUUUAACUUUCUGCUGUGCUUCUAACACAAAUUAUUAAAUUUGCACUCCCCUCAACCUCAAGUCUAAUCACAACACUAAAAUUACAUUUCACCUGGUGUCACUGCAUGGAAUGUUUUUCUAAACAUUUCUGAAUCUUCAACUUACGGUACUAUAGUUUGAAAGGAAAAUGUAGCCAAAUUAUAUAAAUGGGCAACAUAAGCACCUUAGCAAACUGUGCUCCUUUCAUAAGUUAAGGUUCAAAGAAGUUUUUUUUUUGUCAUCGAGUCCCUGUACACAGAGACUUAUUAGACCCUACUCACUCAGAAAUGUCACAGGGUGCAGCUGAUAUAUAACCCUGCCAAUCCAAGUAAUUAUGCAUGAUGGGUGUCUGCUUAAGUUCCCACCUCCUCUAAAUGAGUCCUUCAAAGCUUUCUUAUGUGAUAAAUUGAGCUGCUGCUAAACUACAUAUUCCAAACACCUAUGGUUAACAUGGUAUUAUGAGGUAUUAAAAAUAAAGAGUAAGCUAGAAUUAUUUAACAUAGUCACUGACUUACUAGUUUGAACAGACUUUACUACAGCAAAAAGAGGCACUUUCAAGGAACGCUCUGCACCAGAACUACUACAGCACUCUGUGGUGCUACUUGGCACUACCUAUAGUGAUCCUGUAAUGCCCUUGAUGCCCUUGCAUCAAUUUUAGCCAAUGAGCUAAGCCCUGCACCACCGGGCUUAGCUCAGACAGGGAGCUAAAACUAGCUCUGCUCCAAAAGGGGCAGACUUGCCAGAAACGGGGUGGUUCCACCUAAAAGGUUGUGGAUCUCUGGUUGAGUUCAUGGCAUGUCAUCUUGCCGUGAAUACACUCUAGGCUACCUGUCCAUCCUGCAGGCUGUCCCACUAAGGGUAGAGUCUGUAGGGAGCACAGUUUUAGUGUUGCCUGCAGGGUCCUAAUGCCCUUAAUAUAGCAGGAGUGCCCUAAACCUAUCUAAUGACUAGCUUCCUAGUGUCACGAAAAGCGAGACACCAGGGUACAAAGGCAGGAUGUUGGGACAGGCCUUGCAAUAAGGAUGGCUGAGAGGCAUGGUUAGGGGAGGUGGGGAAUUCGUAAAAUGGUUUGAUUAUUUACAAUGGGAGAAGGGGGCAGGGUCCCCCUGGCUCUAUAUCCACUACAGUACACUGCACUUGUUUUGUUUGCUUUAUCUGGAUCAUACAAUUUAAAAUAUGUGGUUAAGUCCAUCCUGGAGUUUACCUUCCAACACUAUAGUUUAAAUGACAUGCAAUAUCAUAGCAUGUCACAUGUAAUAUCAAGCUAAAAACACUUUUAGAAAUGUUGAAAAACAGAUGUGUUUAAGUGUCUCCCCAGCACAGUCUAAAUUGCAGGAAUAUUGAGAAAAAGGUAUUGUCGUUGCCUUUAACAGCCCAGUCAGGGAGAUGGAAACCUAUUUGCUUACAUAAAGUAUAUAAAGUAAAUAUUGGAAGAUCAGCAGUCUCAAGAGAAAAUAAUAGAGGGCAGUCACCUGCCAAAUCGAACCCAAAUCCCUGGAAGGAUUGUGAGAAGUAACACCGCUGUUUACCACAAUGCCAAAAAUGUAAAAUAUUCUUUCAGAUUCAGAGUUUAUUAAUAUAAGGCUCACUGCUAUUUUAAAUACUUAGUACUAAAUGAAUCCAUAAACACAUAAUGUAAUUUUAAAAAUGUUUUGCAAUUACUGAAAAAUUCUUUGAACAAGGAAUUAGAUUUAUACAAAAAUAUCGCAAACUGUAAAGUGGGUCAAAGUUUUUAAAAGUGGAGGAAAGCAAUCAGCAAGAACAUUUACUUGGUUUCCAUAGUGACGUGAACCAUGCUCUGUUUUUUUAUUUGCAGUACAUUUAUAAAUCACCUUCACUGUCUUCAUUUAUGUUGGGUGUAUAUUAAGUGGCUAUUUUUCAUUCUGUUUUAACAUGCAGUGAAAGCGUCCUGCAAAGGUUUUCAGGCAAAAAUAAAAUCUAAGUUAAUGUUUUAUUGUGGGAGAUUUAUGAAAGCAAAAGCAGUUUCUGUUCUAGGGCAAAUGCUUAAUUAGUCAUAAAAUGUAGUCAUAGAUCCCUUAACAUUUAACACUUGCACCCAAAAUUGCACCUGUCUAGCUUACUAAAAUUUCCUGCACGUGUAACAAUUGUCAAAAAUAAACAUCAAUGAAGGACUGGCAGCCUUAGGCCAGCUGCUAGCCUGGUCAACAAAAUACCUGCCAACAUAUAUAUUGUAAAUGGUGUCAUGCAAAUAUCUUUUAUCUGUGCAUGCCACAUUAUAUUCUAUGUUAUUCAGUUCCACCUGGAAAUAUGUAAUUAGUUAGAACCAUAAAUCAAAAUAUGAUGUAAUUCCAGGAAAUUAAAUAUUGCUGUAGGGUAAUUACAGGUUAUGUUGCUAUAAAACAUAAGAAAAAACCAUCCAAUACAUAACUUCCAAAGAAAAGAAAAAAACACAAACCAGCAAUUAGAAAAAUAAAGUUAUACCUUUAUUUAUAUUGUUAAAAUUCUGGGCUUAGAAACAGCAAGGCUGAAGACAUCACAAAGAUGACGCUUCCGCAUACAUUAGAACCAUAGCCAGAACACAUGCUUUUGCAAUAAGUUAUGUCAAGUGCAUGCAUUUUGGCUGCACAAUUAUACAAGCAGCAGUUGCAGGACAUAUUCGCUUUUCCCUACUCAGCCCAGAUCUGACCUACCCUUUAUUAUUAUUAUUAUUAUUAUUAUUAUUAUUAUUAUGAUAUUUAUAGAGCGCCAUCAAAUUCCGCAGCGCUUUACAAUGGGUGGAUGAACAGACAUGUAGUUGUAACCAGACAAGUUGGACACACAGGAACAGAGGGGUUGAAGGCCCUGCUCAAUGAGCUUACAUGCUAGAGGGAGCGGGGUAAAAUGACACAAAAAGGUAAGGACAGUAUUAGACUAGUGACAGUUGCAUUAUCAUUGAUGUUAUUUAAAUAUUCAUUAACCAAGUUGUUUUUGGUGUUUCCAACAUGUUGGACCAUUUCAUAUAUGAUAAAGUAUGCUCACAGUCCAAAGGAAGACCGGACACAGGUAGAUGAAUUCUGUUCUAUGCACAUUUGAAAAGGGAUGUGUGCAACCAAACAUUUUCAGUGCUCAUUGCUACAUAUUAUAUUGUGUAGCAUAAUUACAUUAUGAUGACAGUUUGUAAUGUAUGCUUUGUUUUCUUUCUUUUUUCUGUAGGGGACCUUGAAAGAUUGAUUCCUGUAGAGCGUAGGCUACAAUCCGCUUCUGAAUCUCCAAACGUUCCAGCACAUUGCCGUGCUAAUGACAUACAGUUCCAUCCAGUAGAUCCAAGAUACCAGAAUGAUUUAGUUUCUAAAAGAGGAAAUGAUGUGUACCCAUACCCAAGCCCCCUCCAUGCUGUAGCCCUUCAAAGUCCUCUUUUUGCUUUAUCUGAAGAGCCCCAAAAUAUAGACAGUUGUGCUCUGGAAGAUAACAAUACUCUGAACCCUGUGAUGUGUGGGAUAAUGGAAAGAAAUGACUUGCAUACAGAUCUCAAACCUGGAGGUUAUAUAAACAAAUUGCUGCAAUUAAACAAAUGCAAAACUAAUACCGACUCUGAAUGCAAAGAAAAGACUCAGCCAGCCGUAAAACAGCAGAGACUUGUUUUAAGAUCUAGCCCCGGUGGAGUAAAAAUUAAUAGCAGCAGUUGCCCUACCGACAAACAGUUCUACAUAUUAGAUGUUGCCAAGGAAGAAGUCAAUCCAGGAAAAGAGACAUAUUCUAGUGAAAUUGCAAAGCAACAUGUUAUGUAUGAUGUACAUGAAAAGCAACCAGACUUCCUUCCAACACAAGAGCAUAAAACUUUCAAUAAGUGUCACUUAAGCCGUCUAAGUACAAUAGAGGAUACCUCAGCAGAGUCUGUAGAACUUGGAUCAUAUUCUAGCUUAGCAUCUGAAGAAUUCAUCAAAAAUGCCUCACACUUACAAAGUAGAGUUAUACCCUCCCAAAAAAGCAAAAGGUACAGCAGCCCUAGGAAUAAAUGUCAUAGUGGUAAAGUUGUUCAGUCUGAAUUUGUCCAAGCCAAUUUUGUACCAGCUGAAACCCAUCAAAUUAAGCUAAGACUGUCUACCUCCAAAAACAAAUUAGUAAAGAAAAGAAACAGUGAAAAAAAAAUAAGACCAGGGCAAUCUGGGCUUGCCAUGGACAAUCAAAGAUUAAAAGAAACUUCCAGACCCACAAAUGAAUGGAGGCAGCAUAAUAGACCUAAUACAAGUGGUGGAAAACUCAUUAGAAGACCUACUUUCAUUGGGGAGGCUGCUGGCAGGUCUUGUUCAGAAACAAGUUUGUAUCCUGUUCAGUUUAAAAUCCCACAGAUUACGCCCAAGUCUCAAGUUUAUAGACGUUCAUCUAAUGCUUUGCAUUCCCUUGACAGUGUUAAUGCUGAAAGGGCCAUAAAUAAAAAGCAGCGUAAAUGGCAGUCGUCAGUAGAGAUUUCAAUAAAGAGUCAGCUGUCUGGAUAUCGUGGUUGCACUAGACCAGACAUAGUACAACAUAGACAGCCAAUAAAAAAGGCAGGUGUUAUGCGGACUGUAAGUUUAAGGAAUACUUCUAAGUAUCACCAACCGGUGGAAAUCUAUGCGAAAAGUGAGUCUGAAUAUUCAGCAGAGUGUGCCUCUCUCUUCCACUCCACCAUAAUUGAGACAAGUGAAGAGGAGGUCAGUGACUAUACUACUAAUCGAUUUGGGGACAGUGAAUCCAGUGAAAGUGACUCAGAAGCUUUUACAAGCACUAGCAGUAUUACUCUGGAGGAUACUGAUGAGAGUGAUUUUGUGUGGACUGAGACUACAGCUAGGCAUCCCGUAGUUACAGAGUCUAGAAACAGACAUCUUCAACCAGAGCCAAAAGUCUGUCGUAUAAAAGCAUCAAAAGCACUAAAAAAAAAAAUUAGGAGAUUCCAGCCAGCAUCCUUAAAGGUUAUAACCAUGGUUUAAAAACAAGUCAUUUUCCUGGACAGCAUGCAGUGUUUCUUUUUUUUAUAGAACAAUGAAAAUUCUGUUUCCUGGAAAGACUUUCCUUAGCUGAACUGUCAAUGACCCUUCCUCUUUUUUUAAAGGGCUCUUUGUUCACACUGUACUUAAUUUUGUUUGUUUUUUUUAUUUGUUUUUCUAUAUAUAUAUUUUAAUUGACAUUGAAAUAUUGGGUUAUGUAAUUAUAUAUUUUCAUCAGUUGUAUAUAUCUUGUUCUGCUGGUUGCUUGUGUGCAAUGGCUUAAUACAUUUUAAUGACAGUUAUUUAAUAUUGCGCUUUAUAUAUGUGUAUAUAAUCUUGACUUGUUAUUUAAUAUACUUAAAGAAAAUGAACCAUGAUGUAUGUUUUUUUUCUGUUUAUACAUGUAUAUAAUUUUGUCUAUUUAGCUAAAAGGGAGAUCCCAGGGUGAAUUGUGGAUUAUAUAGACACUGCAUGCCACAUGCUCUGUUUAACCAUUGAUUAAAGUUGUCUCUCCCCCCACACUUUGCCCUUAAUUAUAAGUUGCCAUGUGUUUACUUACCUUAUAUAACCAUUACAUAAUUUUUUAUUACAAACCCCUCUUCCUCCGGUAAAAUAAAAUAUUUUCAUAUUUACUAAAUCAACUGUUGUAAACCAAUGUCACCAUCAUCAUUAUUUUCUGUUAAAAUAAUAAUAACAAAUAAAAUAAAAACAUUCUAAAC